Molecule: messenger RNA, 1140 nt
Organism: Papilio polytes (common Mormon)
Lineage: Eukaryota; Metazoa; Arthropoda; Insecta; Lepidoptera; Papilionidae
Exons: 2
Coding region: 1-1140 (379 amino acids)
Molecular function (GO): protein binding
Source: RefSeq, a predicted model, not a curated record
AUGACGUUGCUUCAAGCUAAAGAUGAUGUCUACAUUAAAAAAGAAGCUAAUGAAUUUAUCGUUGAAUAUCUACUUGAAAAUUUUAUUAAUAAACUCGAUAAAAAUAUCAAAGAUAAAUAUUUACCAGAUAUUUCUAAGGAAUUAUUACAUAGAAUCUGUGGCAUUAUCGAUACGAACGCUUUAGAAAUACGACUACCUGAGGGCGCAGAAUUGCAAGCAUUAUAUGCCAAUACUUGCAUUUUAGAGCAUAGCUGUUUACCGAACACAAAACAUACAUUUAACCAGUCAAGUGCGGACAAAAAUGAUUUAUAUAGAAUUACAGUUAAAGUCGUAAUUCCUAUAAUGAAAGGAGAACAUAUCACGACUAUGUAUAGCCAUGCGUUAUGGGGAACGGAGGCGAGAAGACAACAUUUGAAAGACACGAAGUACUUCUCUUGCAAAUGUCCAAGAUGCAGUGAUCCUACUGAACUGGGUACAUAUUUGAGUGCUAUGAAAUGUUUCGGUGAUGGUAAUAAGUCUUGUGAUGGAAUACAUCUACCAGAAGAUCCAUUAGAUGACGACACAGAAUGGGCUUGUAGUGAAUGUCCAGUCAAAGUUAACAAUUCACAGAUAAAUAUGCUGAUAUCUCAAAUGGGCGAAGAAGUCGAUGGUGUGCUAAUGAUGGGUGGUUCAGUAUCGAUGUUAGAGAAUCUCCUUUGUAGAUUGUCAACUUUCUUACAUCCUAAUCAUUAUCAUUUGUAUUCUAUAAAACAUUCUUUAGUCCAGCUCUAUGGUAGACAACCAAGUUAUAUGUCGGAAGAAAUUUUAGAUAAAAAAAUCAAAAUGUGCAAAGAUCUUAUUGAUAUUACCACUACUCUAGAUCCAGGUAACGCUAGAUUGAGUUUGUAUAGUUCGGUAUUGCAACAUGAAUUACACUCUGCUUUAAGUCUAAAAGCGAAGAAGGUUAAAAGUGAUGGUAGUCUCAAAACUGCUGAUGAAAUUAAACCUUUACUCGUUGAAGCAAAAAUAUGUAUUGAACGUGCUUUAGAAGUAUUAAAAGAUGAUAUGGAAGAAACUUCUGGUAGGAAACUGUAUGACGUAAUAGAAGAAAGUAAAAAGGAUUUUGAAAAAUACUGUAAAGAAAAAGGCCUUUCAUUGUAA